AUACGAUUUCCAGUCCAAGUGAAACUCUUUGUUCUGAAUAUUGUCGUCGCGUUGCUUUUAGCAGUCAACUACUACCAUGUUGGGUGUUAUAAAGACAAAUCCGCCCGAGCUAUUCCAAAGAAUCUCGGUGUUUGGAGAAAUGACAAUAAACUUAUUGAGAAGUGCGCACAGGCCGCAAAGCAGGCUGGAUACUCAGCAUUUGCAGUACAGUUCAAGAGUGAGUGUUGGUCAGGACCGCUGGCUCAUAUGACAUACAGCAUUUAUGGAACCUCAAGCGGAUGCUUAAACGGAGUCGGGGGAACCUGGGCACAAGAUGUUUACUUUUUUAGUAAGUGGUGUUUCGUGACGUCACUUCCUUACGCAUGCGCAUUCUUCCCGUCAUCUUACAAGUGCUUUUUACAGUUGGCUGCCGUACUAACAACUGUCAAUGCAUUCUAUUCUGGUUAAUACUUAAUGAGAAUCUCUGUAAUGGAACUCGUUUCUUGUAUCAUUACGCCAUUCUUCUCUCCUUUGCGGGGGAAGAAUUUUGGGUGACAAUUCAAAGAGCGGUUGGGUUUGAGGCUGUUAACAGCGUUUUAAACAAAUUUUGUGCUUUUUUCGGCUGUACCUUUUUCCUUUAAUUGCCAAAUAAUUUUAAUAAAACUGAUGACGUUCUCCUUCGGUGAAGUGUGUUUUUAUAAUGACAUGUAUGUAACACUUUUAGUUAAUUAUAUGUGCCAUCUUUUUUCGUAAAUUUUUCUACUUCCUACUCUUCUUCCGACGCUUCCUUAUAAACCAUGAUUUUUUUUUGCACGCCAUUUUUCCUUCAAAAUAUUUCUCCGUUUCUGAUUGGCUCAAAUCUACGGGCCAAUUCUUCAUAAGUAGCUGGCGUUUACCAAAUUUGGAAGACGUUCGCGACAUGAAGUAAAAUUGCGCCAAUUGUACAGGAUAUCGCUAGACAGCAACUAAGAAGCCCUAGAGACGAGAUUGCGUUCGUUCAGCCGUUUCUCUAGAGCUGGAGAAAAUGGCGGAAACUUUCACACGUUUUGCGAAGAAGAAAUAGCUGAAAUACUGCCUAAAAAGAGCAAGAAGAGCAAAAAUACAGCUCGACGGUUGACAACCGCAGUGCCAUUUGAACCACAUCUGCUAUACUAAACAUUCCUAGACAUAAUUAUCUAAAAUUUACCAAUCAAGUAACAGGCAAAUGAAGAUAGGAGCUUAGCAUCGGUCGAGGUAAGGUUAUUUAAAAGUAUGAAUUAUUUUGAAUGAAUGAUAAAACAAUUAUUGGAUUCGGCCGAGGCUGAGACGGAUAACACCCUCCGAUAUAUGCGUAAUUCUUCAGAUUUUACUGAGCUUCAUUUAAUAAUAGCUAAUUAACGGAUUGCCUGCAAUUACACAAUAGCAUCUUCAUUUCCACGCGCGUCACGUCUUCUCGCUGGAGGAGAGAACAGUUAGGACAAGAGCCACGAGGUUGAACAGUAAGAAACCACUAUUUUAAACUUUAUCUCCUUCACAGCUGCUCAGGCCGGAGUCACCCAGUGCUCCCGCGGCAUAGCAUGACUCCGGCCCGAGCGGUUGCGAAGGAGAGUAAGUUUAGAAUAGUGGUUUCUUGCUGUUCAACCUCGUGCCCAGAUGAUGCUAUGUAGCACUAUUUGAUGAAGAAACCUUUGGUUUUCUUUCAGAUUCUACUCAAGUUGGAAACUAUCACGUAAGAAGAUGUUACACAUUCAAUGUAAUUUUUCACUAUAGAAUUCCUGGUGGACUUACUAGCGACACUAUUGCACAAAAGAAAACUUCAAUCGCUGACAUAGUCUCCUCAGUGUUUCCCAGUCUCAAAAAUCUACUAUUAGAAUGUAAUAAAGUGAACAUUACCAUUGAAAACAUCGUAGCAUCGCCUCCAGGAGUUAACAGUGUAUUCUUCAGAAUACCUGUUGUACUUACAGCAUCAGAUAGUGUAGCCGACAGUGGAGUGUCCUCUACGCUUAUAAGCUGUCUAGACAAGUUAAGGGAGUAUAAAGCACUUUUAGAUCAACGUAUACCGACUAUCACUAAAGGAGGGUCUACGUAUUCAAACUACAAUGGUUCUACAAUGACAGACAAGAAGUCAUGCUGUGGUGGAAAUAUACCGCCACCUUGCUGUGCCGCGGGCUCAGUCAAGGUGUCGAGCACCAAAUGCGGUAAGCAAUGAAGCAAUGUAGAAAUCUCUUUCGCUUAUUUAUGUCUUGCGAUCUUCUCCUUUCGGCCACGGCCGUUAAACCUCAGUCACACAUACAGUUAUGAUCAUCGUCAAAAUUGUUAGGAAGGCUACUAGUUUGUCGCUCUUUUUCCUUCUUUUCCCGUUCCUGGGCCAAUGUUGAACAAGUGUUUGUGCGCGAAACUGUUCUGUUAUAAACCAAGAACAUUAGAGAGCUUAAGCAACGACAACGGUGACGGUCAGGAGAAGGAGAAAAAGCAAUAGGUUUAAUAAGCAAAACAACAACUUUGCACGUGCAUCACGCUUUGCACGGCUACGACGUGAAACUGCCUAAUUUGACGUUCUGUGGAGGGUGUGAACGCAAGACAACGAACCUCUUUUUCUUUUCCUGAACUUUGAUACAGUCUGUUAGAAUUCAACUCCAGAAAAAAUGGCCAAAUUUGACGAAUUGAACAAGAUGGAAAAAGCGCGUGAAAGUUUGAAGCGGAGCGAACAUACUUUUUAAGUGACGUUUUCGUAGCCGUGGCCGUCAUUGUUAGUGCUUAAGCUCCCUAUUAAAAACGGGGGACGGGGGAUGCAUUUAGCAAAGGGGCAACCAUCUUCUUUUAACAUUACAAUGAACUGCCGUUAAGUUGUACAACCUUCCUGACUACUUUUGUCCAGGAUUGUACCUCAGUUCACAAGAAUCGCUUUACAACGUGCGCUGUAUUUGUUAAUUUUGUCCACAUUUUCCACAGCCUGCUUGCCUGGAUUCUAUUACGUUCCCAGCAGUCUGUGCGUUCGUUGCCCUGUCGACACUUAUCAAGAAAAUCAGGGAAAACAGAAGUGUCAGAAAUGCCCUCAAAAGAAACAGACGUUUGGAAAGACGGCAUUGACAAGCAAGACGAAUUGCUCAGGUAUGACGAAAAAAAAAAGGUUGACCCAGCUAUCUUCUAAAAUUUCAAGAUUCCGUACAACACCUAGCCUGCGAACGCAGACGUAUUUCCGGUCGUCGCUUCCCUCCACCCGAUGGAAGCGACGACCGGAAAUACGUCUGCGUUGGCAGCAAGAGUGGUUCGCAGGCUAUACAACACCAGUUACGGCUUGAUAAAUGCAAUUUAGAAAGGUCAAGGGUAGCUUGUGAAUAAUGCCGUCCCCCCUCCUCACCACUACGAACGUCCCUCAAGGCCUGUAUAUAUGAUGUGACCGAGCCUGGUUAGCAGGACUGUCCGCUUUACCGGGUUGGCUCGACUCAGGUCUUGUUUCCUUUUAAAAUUUUAAUUGUGUUUAUAUGAGAAGGUUGGCUGGCCCGGUUUGCCAAGAUCCCGGUUGCUCGAGCCGAGAUCUCAGCAAGCAAGCCACCCAGACUUUUCAGGGAAUCUGUGGACAAACUCCUGUUGUGUUAUCAUUGAAAUAAGAACUCUAGGGCAAAAAUUUUACAUCGUGUUAGUCAUAUCUUUGGAUUUCAGAAAAAAAUAUUUUUAUCGUUAUUAUUAUUUUUUUAAUUUUUACUCUGACCACCAUUAGGAGUGAAAGGUUUGAUGGUGUUCGGCUGGGACAACUGACCCUCUUCCUGUUUUCAAAUGUGGUAGUUGCUUUACCUUACAUUGCUACAGCCAUUCCUUUAAUUUUUCUUCCUUUUCUCUUAGAUACAAACCCUCUUCAGCUUGGCAUAUAUCGCUACCCUUCCCUGCCUUAUAACAUCAAGGCAGGUACUGUGAUUGGAAAUGUUACUGUCACAGGAAAGCUUGCUUCACUGGUGAAGCCUUUCCUGUAUUACCUUGACUCCGUCACGCAACGACAGCAGCAGCCUCGGCCGACGCAGUCACGCACUCUUCUAAAGCGUCGACGGCGUGAUAAGGUUAAUGGCCUUGAUGACGUUUGUGAAGAGGCAGGGACAGUCACACCUCUGAAUUAUUUCUGUAUUCACCGACUGACUGGAAAGAUAGAGGUCACGGAAGACUUCGCUUUCGUCGAUGGAGAGGAAUUUGAAUUGAAAGUUCGUGUGACAGAUUGCGACCCUUCGGGAAAAACUGAAAAUGAAGCCGUCUUUCAAUUAAUUUCUUACGACAGUUGUAAUAAAAUUCGAAAGUUUUAUGACGAAUCUGUGAAGUUUUGUAGCAAUGUGUCAUCAGCUUUGGUGUGCCCGAGUGUAAACUGCUUAGUACCUCUGUUUAACUGGCGGAUGGCACUGAACACGUCAAGCGAAAGGCUGAGAUCGGAGUGCUCUUCUGAUCCAAAAAAUAUGGAAAGCAUUAAACAACGAUACUCCAGCUGUAUUGGUAAGUCUUAUACCUAGAUUUCCUCUUUCCUUGAGUCAUGCGGAGAACUGGGCACGAGAUAAGGAGGUCACGUGUCAUAGUUGAAUGCAGUUCUCGCUCUAGCCAAUCUUGGUCUUCCAGUCAGUAAGGGCUUCUUUCUCAGAACUUGACAUGACUACGGGAAUCUCGUCAAGUUCUGUUGGGACAAUUUAGUUUGUUAAAAAACAAUUAGUAAAACAGUGAGGAAGUCCUACUCUAAGUCUAGGGCAUGGCGUGAUGAUAAUAGUUUUACUAUAGUUCUCUCUCAGACGAUCAUACUCGAUAGUGUGACCUUUAUACCUUCCUCAGAGAGCUACCAUUCAAUAGGUUAUGAAACUAAACCUGGCUACAUCCUUUUCUUUGGUGGCGCUUACGGACAAAACACUUCCCAGAAUCAGCCAAAACACCCCCCAGAAUCCUAAUUCUGGACGUUUUUUUGAUUCUGGGACGUGUUUAGUCCCUACGAAUCACCGUACUUUUCGACGAAGACAUCAUUUGUUUUCACUAGUUUUGCCCAAACGACAGGCUUGUCAAUGAAUCUCUUCUCGUAUCACCUUGCGUGUAAGAUGUCUCAUUGACUCAUUGAUAUUGUAGUAUCUUCUAACAAAACUGUGAUCGUAGAAUUCUCUAAGACCCUCUAAGUACGCAACUUUCGUUGUUUAACGUUUUGUAAUGAAAACAGCUUGUUUCUCUUUACAGGGCCUCCAGAAGUUAAACUGAGUCCAGUCUCUCAGAGUUUCGCAAAAGGCGAGGUCGCUGUGCUGUCGUGUAAUGCCAGUAGUGCGCUGCCCAUGACGAUCACGUGGUUUAAGAACGAGCAACAAAUAGAUUUUGGGAGCCAGUUGCAGAUACGCGACUUUGAAAAUGAUGACCAAGGCGACUAUUAUUGCAAGUUCUCGACAGCUCUGACGAGUAUUUACUCUAAACCAGCUUUACUUGUUUCGAAAGGUAAUGAUUAGCACUGACAAUACCAGAAAACAAUGAAUUACUUAUGCGCGAUCCCGCAAGAUAACACUGACGCGCUAUCGUUGGAAAUAUGAGUGCAAACAGUUAAAAACGUCGUCCUGUGUGAAAGAUGUAAAACCUGUUUCUAAGGGUCCACCCACACCAAUGAUCCGCUUUGGUUCAGUUUUGCAUCAAUACAUCCUGGUCUUGCGUAUGCGCUGGUCCUUAGAAUUGGAUAAGUAAAGGAGACUUUUGAACUUGAAUUGUUGUAGAUGAUGAUUGCAUAACUCUAUUCAGUUCACAAAUGCUUAAAUAAGCAUGAACCUUUAAAGAAAACGUAUGAGCAAGAUGAGUAAAAACGAUACAAAAUCGCUAGUGCGGUUGCGUAAAAAGUUAAAGGGCGAGGCUUGUAUCGGAGUCGUCAUGGUAACGGUACAGGUUUACUUGUGAUCAACCGAACACAAUCAUUUGAACGCAAACGAACGCCCCAAUUUUAAUGUGGUUUCGAAAUGGGUGGUUGUAUCUGUCUUUUUUAUAGAAGCACAGUUAGAGAUGUAGUACCUUUGUACUCUAUUUAUGGGAGAAAAAAUAAAAUUCGAACAAUUUACUUUCAAUUUCAGAUGUCAUAACUUCAAUCGUGUCGUUUAGAAUUCCCAAUCAAAAGCACGCAGAUGACUUGUCGGAUCCAAGCAGCUCAAGGUACUCGGAUAUGCAAGUCAAUAUACAGAGAAAUGUAAGUAAAUUUAAAAUUGCAGUCCUGCUUAAAGGAACAGUGUCCCGUUACUGCGCAUGCACCAAACUUUGAUUUUUGGACAGGAUGUCGCGAAAUCAAAAGAUGCGAGGAGAGUAAGAUAAUCUUGAAAAAUCCGUUUGCAUCGCGCUUGGUCGGGUUCAAUACGACACUAAAACUUCUCAGGAUUAUAGAUCAAUGAUAUAUUGUUCCUGUUAAGUUUCGAUUUGGGCAAAAUCUGGAUUUUUUGGCGUUACUUUCAUUGCCGUUUGCCGGAGGACCAAAAGAUUGGAAGCACUUUGAUGCCGAUUGAAGGCUUAUUUCUUCUGCUAGCUUCCAUACAAGCUCAGAUAAUUGUGAAAGGAAUACGCAGAAAUGAAACAGCAACAAUAAAGACUGUAAGAAAGAAACCGUUGAGACAUUGAUGUGACUGAGGAGAUCUUGUGGAGGGGAGCUUCGUGAAGCAGAAUGUUUUGCUACGACGCGUCAGUAAACUUUUAAAUGAAUCUCCGUACGGCCGACAAAAUCGACCAAACAGGCGCUACACGUUUUGAAAAACUGGUGACAUGAAUCCUAAUAUCGUUCUUGACUAACCUUUGUGAUGAUUCAUAGCGUUGAGAUUGCAUUUUUAUUUAUGUCUUUCAAACGUUUGAGGCUAGAACGCGAGCAAAUCAGGCAGAUAUUACUGGACUUGGAGCGAUUGACCUCUGACACGAGUUUCAAAUUAGAAAAUAUGUUUUUAAAGCGAGCGGAACGAGAUUUUCGGGUCGCGAGGCGGCCCAGCUAGCGAUAAAAUCGCGAUGAGUCUUCGAACCCUGAGCCAAAUUUUUAUAUAAGACGAAAGACGUCUUCGAAAGUCUAAAAUAUUACUUGAGAAUAUAAACAACAAAUCUCUGUCGGCGGUGCGGUCCGGAAGGAAAUCUCGUCGAGUCAAUUUGACAGUUCUAUUGUCUUUUAAAGAAAAAACAGAUGACGCCCGCGCGUGCGCAUAAUCGGGACACUGUCCCUUUAAUUAUCCCUUUAUGUGUUUCUUGUCCCCAGGCGUCUGUCUUUGCUCUCAAACAGCACGCGUGAUUUCAUGGGAAGGAUGAAAUCAGGCGUGAAGGAUGCACUGCACCCAGUGGAUUUGGCGCACUCAAACGAACCAAGAUGGCUAGAACAACGUUCAGUUUAUUAUAAUGUUAUCGUUUAAUAUUUGUUUAUUCCAGCUUGAAAACUAUUUAAACUCUGGAAAUCCUCCCUGGAGAUAUCAAGUUGAGCUGAUUAAGUUCAGGUUAGCGCCUUUGUGUUAUGCACUUUUUGUGAACAAACUUAACACCCAAUCGUACAUGUUCAGCCUACCUCACGCCACAUCACCUCGCAUCUUCGCGCUUUAUGGCGCAUGAGGCCCCGCCAACCUGCCUUUUCCCUUGCACAAGCUCUCUAUUGAUCCCAGUACGCCCAUCCUGCCUCUGCUUUCUCCCUUUCUGUUGUCCUACGCCACGUUGUUCUUGAGCGCCCAACUUUUUGCAUUCCGUCAGGGACCCAGAACAGCGCUGUAACACAGUGAUACAUGUCCAAGCCACUUACAGUGCUAUACUUACACUUUCACAUCCGCAUAAUGUGUUUAUCUCGUCGAUUGACAGUAGAUACCCAUAAUCCUCUUCAGGUACCCAUAAUCAGGGUUGUCACUAAGAUUUCUAGUUGCCAGGCAAAUACAAAAAGUAGGCGGAGAAUCAAACAGCUAGGGGUUUCUUUUCUUUCUAUUUUUCUUCCAUUUUCCUUUGAAAGCAGCCGGGGGCCACGUUCAUAGUAGCCGGGGAAAAUCCCCGGCCCCCUCCUCUUAGUGACAGCCCUGUAUAAUCCUCUUCAGGCACGAAUCCAGUUUUUAGUUGUCUGCGAGUAGAUCUUCCAUAUCGCAUCCGUACAGUAGGACCUAGUGUUUUGUUCAUCUUGAUUUCACCUUUCUUACUUAAUGUUUGGAACUAACUUUAAGUGCUUUUUUAAAAAAUAUCCAGGGACUCCUUCAGUAAAGUGGGUGCGGACAUAAUUGUUUACAGCCCGGCUACCAUGGGAGAUUUUACCUCUUACUACAAUAGACUGGAAAGGCUGUUGUCCGAUGAAAGUGAAAUGAACAAAUUGCUGAAACCUUUGAAAGUGUCACGCAAGAGCUUGGUCAUAAGGAGUGCUAGUAAGAUCCUUUGAGUUUCCAAGACGAAGCUUCGUUCUUUUAAAGAACACCACAAUAGCCAGCGCCAAUUACAUUAGGACCCAUAGCUUUCCCCUUCCCAAAAAAACAAUGAAAGAUGGACCACAACUUCGGUAGCCUGCAGAGCAGGUGUCUUUUUUUUAACGAAAGCUCAGAGGUACACUGAUCGCGACCGCCCUCUUAAAACCAAAGAAAAACCGUCAACGUCUCCCUUGAAAUCUCCCUUGACUCGCUGUCUCUUUCAACGUCAAAGAUGGCGGGAGAACAUUAGUCCCGAAAACAGUAUUAUUAUAUAAACGCCAAUGAAAAACCGUGUGAAGAUAUCACGCAUGUUUUCGCGCGAAAGCUCACCUGGUAUUUCAUUAGCGUUUAUAUAAUAGAGGAUAUUACAUGGCCGCGCGGAGAUACGAAAUUAACAAAAGGUAUAUUUCAUGUGUUAAUUUUACCCUUGCAGCUCACUGUCUUCCUGAGAAAACUGGAAAAAUAUCCAUCAUGGGAAUCUUUGAUUGGCAGUUAACUGUGAUUGGUCAGAAAGGUUCACCCGUGAAAUGCCCGUAUGGACCAACAGCCUCCACUGCUACACGUCUCUGUAGCGGGAAUUUUUCUAGCGGGGGUGUAUGGAAAGACCCGGAUGUAAGCAGUUGCAAGUUCAAGUCGGAGAGGACAAAUAAGCUUAAUGCCCUUGCCAAGGUCUGCAAAACGUUCCUUAACACACUUCUCCCCCUAAAUACUGGCAAAAAAGGAGUCCCGUAUAGCACUGUCACUUGAGUUGAAAAACCCCUAGAUUGUUGGUUUUCACUUGACGUCACUAAAAUUCAAACUACAAAACUAUCGAUGCUACCGAGAUUUUACUUUCACGAUGUAUUAGAGCAGCUGAAAACUAAUUUUCAUACAAAUUUUCGCUUCAAAGGGUUCUUGGUUUUGUGAUAGAGUACGCUCGAAUUUAUAAGCUUUUGCGUGACGCCAAGAGAGUUGACAUGUAGAUUAAAAAAAUAACUUAUUUCAAGGAAUUUUGCUAUCUAAACAGCUUUGUAUUAGAAAAAGUAUUACUUUAAUGUUUGUGAGUUCCUCGAAGAAUAAAUUCACGCUUUUGUAGCAAAACUCGGUAACAGAUGUUUCUGCUGGUUUCCGUCCGCCAUGUUGGUGCUCAUCCGGAUGAGCACAAGCAUUGUGUCUCCGUACAAAUCUCUAUAAAUUUGGGUAAAACAUUUCUUCGGAUAUCUAUGAAUGGCGUGACACUGAAAACCAGCAAUGCAUGUGCAAAGUUUCAGUUCCGUUUUAGAGUUGAAAACUGUUAAUAAAGGAUAACAACUUGAAAGAACUUAGGCUAUGGAAAAAGGAUAAGGGUUAUGUUGACUUAUAGUUAACCAAACUCUUCUUAGGGUCGCGUCGACAAAAAUAACGUUGGUAAAGUAACAAAAGAAGUGAAAGAUCUGACGUCAGAGGCAGAUGAUAUGAACGAGGCUGACGCUGUACUGAUAGCUGACGUCAUAGGAAAUGUUGUCUUAUUGGGGGAUUCAUUGAAUGAGGUAAUUGAAUACAACCUAUACAUUUUAGAUUCAAAGAGCUUUAACUGUAUACUGAUAUUGACGCUAUCGUCAACACCAAACGAUAGACUACAUCCUCGAUAACAGUGCCUCGUCAUCUCAUCAUAUGCUUAUUUGAAAAGCAAAAGGCUAUUUCCCGAGUUGCAGCCUCUGUUUCAAGCGAGACUAAGUGCUAAGCCAUUGAUAUGAAAAAGAUUUUUUUUAUUAUUCUCAUGCAAAACUCAUUUUCACAUCGAAGGUUUAGCACUUAGCCUCGUUAUGAAAGUGAGAGAUUUGGGAACUCGGAAAUGGCCUGUCUGCGCGUUAUAAGUGAUAAAAUUGUUUAAUUAUUAAUUAUUAUUCAUACAAAGUAUUCUAUAUCGAUGCCAAAAUGUUGAUACUUCUCUUGAUAGGGUUUCCUUCUUUGAUUGAUCCGUUACAGUCCUCAUUUCUCUGUCAUUUUUUCAUGAUUGUUUUCCAGACUGCUCAAGACGUUGUGGAUGUCAUUGACAAUGUUAUGAAAAUGAAGAGGGAGGAUUUGAGAGAAAGUCAACGAGCAAAUAAAGCUUCUUCAAAGUAUGAAAUUCUUCAGAGUAUUUAUUUCUAAAUUUUUGUGCUUGCGUCAAUGCCUAGAUUAUUUCAAAAUUUUAACAGGUCAUAAACUGUCCUUGUUUUGACCGUCACCGAAAAACUGAAAUAAUCAUGUGGCCCCAGUUGUCAGUUCCUGAGUUGUUCAGUGGAUAGUGCAAUUGGUUUGGAUAACGCUAUCGAACGUUUCAACAACCCGGGCCCGGGUAGUAAAUUGGAAUAAAAAGAAAAAAAUAGAUCAAAAGGGAACGAGAAACUGCAUACACUUAACAGCCAAUACUAUAAUGGGAGAAUGAUAGUUAAAAGAUGGAAAAUAGCUUUUUACUGUAUUUUAUUUGAAUGGUCGAUGAACCUAUCUGAUUUGUGCACGUAACAUUUUUCUUUCAGGUUUGUUGAAGCGCUGGACACAGUGGCUCAGAAUCUUCCACUGUCGGCUAACAAAUCGUCCAGGCGUCUAGUUGCCCCUAGUUUAGCGAUCCAAUCGAGCCGAGCCGACCCAGAUUCCUUCUCGGGCAUGUCUCUUGCUGUGAAACCGCCUGCCGCUGACCCAAACAAGUUAAGUCCGGAUAGCAUGGUCAACAAAGAACUUCCGAUGGCGGAUGUUCAAACGUCAAUCAAAUUACCGGAAGUUAUGUUUGAGAAUCAAGACCCUUCGGUGAAACGGGUUAAGAUUGGCUUCGUGAUCUACCAGAAUGACAAGUUUUUUCAAUCUGUUAUCCCUGAUGAUGUCCAGACUGCCCCUAAGCCGUUUUCAGUUAUGAGUCGAAUUAUUUCCAGCAGUGUCCAGGGAAUGACGUUUGACAACCUAACUAAACCCGUUGAACUUGUUUUUGAACCUAUAAGCAAUUUUGACGAGGACGGCGGAGAAACUGUCUGUUCGUUUUGGGACUUCAAUGCAAUGCGUAAGAGUUCUGUUUUGUUUAACUGUAUAUUAUCACACACGAGCUUUGUCUUAAUCGCCGCGGGAAUAUUCAAAGCUUAUUUCCCGCUGAAUGCAAGUAAACAGUGGACCGAACUGUUAGAACUGAGCCUAUUAACAGGCUUUCUAGUUGGGGAUUAGGUGGCAGCAAAAGCACGAGCUUUAACUAGCCGUGGGCAAAUUGGGGAUAAGGAAAGGGGGCUCUUUCUUCUCUUUAUUCCAUCCCCUCCACGUCUCUUUGAACCUUCCUCGCCUUUUCUCCGUCUUCUACCCCACGGUAAAGCUACUUACUCCAUAACCCCGGGCGAGCAGCUCCCAUACCAGGCCUAUUCCACGGCGUUUUCGAGGACCGGUUUGUCCUUGGAUACAUUUUAGAUGUACUUAUUCCCGCGUAAAUGGAAUCUCGCUCAGUUUAUGAGCGCAUUUUUGGAGUAUAAGAAAUGAUAGAAAAACUGAACGCCAUGAAAAGGUCAAAAACUACGAUUUUGAGGUCUGUAGGCCUGAUGACUGGUUUGUGGGACUUAAAAGAUAUUGUAAAUUCGCGACAAAACUGUUCUAAAAAUAAAUUGGUAGGUGAAAACGCCGUAGCAUAAGCAAGUGGAAGUUGCUCGCUCCGGGUUGUGGGCUCCUGGCUGCUUACAGGCCAAAGACUAAGGGAGCAAAUGUGAACUCUUUGAUAACUCCUCACAGCUUUACGAGUUAGUGUUGACGUGGUUUCGUGACCUCUUUGUAGGAAAUUUGCUAUUUUUUUCUAUACAGUGUGCUUACAAGCGCAUGGCUCGAAGACACGAAUUUUGAAUACUGAAGCAAACUGUGACAGAUACUGGUUAUCAUAACGACAUUGCAUUCGACAAACGUCUUUCGUUUAAAUCGGUCUUUACGAAAUUGGCGAAGAAUUUUCUUGUAGAAUGUUCGGCAACUUUAGCUAAUUGACUUCUGAUUUAACCUAUGUUUAGGGGGCCUUGGUAACUGGUCAGAAAGAGGCUGCAGACUAGUGAAGAAAGAGUCAGGCCGUGUGAAAUGCUACUGUGAUCAUAUGACCAAUUUUGCUGUUUUAUUUUCUGCGUCGGGCCCCACGAGUCAUGCAGAGCACGCUUCCCACGCCAUGGCGUUGUCAAUCAUUUCAUACGUGGGUUGUGCCAUUUCAUUGGUUGGACUGGCUCUGACGUUGCUUACGUAUUCGUUAUUCAGGUUUGUAAACAACUUUUUCCGAGAAAUAAUUAACCUGAGAAAACAGCCGACAUGUCGCGACGCCACCUCUGGUUUCCCCGCUAAAUGACGUCAGAGGAACGAGCGCAGAAAUUCCAUCCUGGUGACGAGUCACGACCCAGAUCUGGUUAGUACUUCUGAUUGGUCGUGCUGCGAGGGAAUGUUUCUUCAACCAAUUAGAAGCAGAAUCCAGAUCUGGGUAGUAGUACGUCAUCAGUAUGGGAUUUCUGCGCUCGCUCCUCAGUCGUCAUUUCGCGGGGAAACCAGUUGUGGUGUCGCCUCUAUGAGGUGUUUAUGCCUAUGACAUGCGACGCACGUUUUAGUCAAGUUGCCUCUUGCGUUUCCGUAUUACUUGUACCUGGAAGCCCAAACCGCAAACAAUGAAAUUUUGUGCGGCUUUUCUUGUCGCAGUAGUGUUGCCUUUCUGUCUUUGAGUGGUUGUUUUUCGCUGCUGCGCUGCUGACACUAGUUUUGUCGAAGAAAACUGUUCGAUACGCGCUUGAAGCCAUGAGAAUUCGCCCGUUAUGGGCGGAAGGUUUGUCUUCGCUUCUUGCGUAGUUGUACAUAGGAGACAUGGCACUGAAAAAUGAAAGAGAUAGUUGUUUUUCUCAGAAUUCAAGGGACAUCUCAUUUACAUAAGGACUGUGGGUUUUCUCCAGUAAGAGGUGCUGGUAGAGUUUCUCAUUUUAAUGAGAAAUCGCUUCUUUUAAUAGUGACGUACGAUUUUGUAUAAUCUGUUCUCAAUCUGUCCCUUCGCACAGCUUAAUUUGAUCCCGGAGCCACGAAGCUUUGAAAAAGAUACGUUUUCAUAUGCAUGUAAAAACACACUUGCUAUGGUUUUAGGGCAAGCUGCAAUGUUUGGAUCAUUCAUUUAUUGUUUCGUAAGCUAAUUAAACAACUCGUUGUCAGAGCUUCGUGGCCCCCCUUUUGAACAAGUUUUACUUUUGGUCAAAAUUUUGUCCUCUUCUCCACAGAAAUUUACGCAAAACAAACCAGCAGCCAAUCCUGAUGAACUUGUGUGUGUCACUCAUGUUACUGCUGAUCGUAUUUAUCGUGGGAGCAGGGCAAACGGGAAAUCUGAUUGGCUGUCGCAUAGUGGCCUGUUUAUUGCAUUUCUUAGUUCUGGCGUCCGUGAUGUGGAUGGGAGUGGAGGGCUAUAAUAUGUAUAUGUGUUUUGUACAAGUGAUGGCCACCUAUCAAUCAAAGUUCAUGCUCAAAGCGUCUGCGGUAGCCUGGGGCGUACCUGCAGUCAUUGUGAUCAUUACUGUUUCCGUGGCAACGACAUACUAUGGAAACGAAGAUGUGUAAGUACUGUUUAACUUUACUUACAACGUUCAAGUUUGGACAUGCGCCCGGACUUGCAUUUAGGAAAAUACUUUAACAGAGCCCAGAGACGCAGAGUUCUAGUACCAGCUGCGUACUUAGAAAAAUAUUCUUGCGCUCUGAGUCUCAAGUCCUUGAUAUCAACGAUCAUAUAUACUCCUCACUGUUUUUCUUGUUUUUAUACAUUUCUUAUUGCACACUGUGUUUUGUCUUUGGUAAUCUUUUCCUCUUUUUAAGAAGAGCAAGUUUAAGGAGAAAAUAAUUCCGAUCACUUCUCUUGGGUUUUAAGGUGAUAAGUGUGUGAAUUCGUAUAGGCUGUUCCAAGAGUUGAGAUUGUGAGGACGGCGCGAAGAGAUGUGAUCAGGAAAAACAGCGAGGGGGUGGGGUAGGGAUUGAGAGUGUUCCCUCCUCUCCCUCUCCCUCUCUUCCUUCUUUUUCCCCACUUUCUGCCACACUCCACUAUUUAUACGUUUCUGGGAAACUGCCAGCCUACUCCUCCCCUAAGCCAUCAUUUUGCCGUAACCGAGAAGUACCUGUUUAUGUUGGCUUAGGGGAGGGGUAGGUGGGCAGUUUACAAGAAACGUACAAUGAUCCCGGAAGGAUACGUAUGAUUCAUGCGAUGCUCUAAAAUACUCUUGCUGUGGAAUGGCUUGGGUAGAACUUGGGUAGUUGCUGUAGCAUAAUACUGCAAAGCGAGAGGGGAUGGAUGGUUGUUAGGUAGGGCGAGAGCUAUCUUCCCUUAUCGAACCAACCAACGCGGUAAGUCAGAGUAACUGGUAUAAGCCGGUUAUCACUGGUUUGUGGUCGGUACCUCCUCUGCGGAGGUGAACGACAUGAUAUAGGACGGACGGACAUUACUGUUUUAACAGUAGACAUAAACUGUCUUUUCUGCGAUCUUUCUUGUUUUACCUAAAGAUACUACAUUUUUAAAAAAUAAAUAAUGCUUUUAUUGACAGUUUUUUCUUUUUAUUAUUCAUUAACAGCUGUGUGUUGCACGGACUUCCCUUUCAAGUUGCUCAGUUCGCUCCCAUUCUCGCAAUAGUAGUCAUCAACCUCGUUAUUUUUAUCCUCGCCAUUCGAGCACUGAACAAAAGCGGCGCAUUAGUGUCAGCGGAUAAGAAAUCUUCUUCAUAUCAGCGUGCGCGUACAGCCACCGCCAUUUUGCUUCUGUUGGGUCUUACCUGGCUUUUUGGCGCGCUAGCCAUCUCACGCGCGCAAAUCGUCUUUGAAUAUUUGUUCUGCAUUUUCAACUCACUUCAAGGCUUCUUGAUCUUCUUUUUCCAUUGCUUGAGACAACAAGAAGUCCGUAGUCAGUGGAAAUGGUUUUUGAGCGGUAAAGGAAUUGGUUACCAGAGGACGGAGACCGAAUCUCGUUCAGGUUACCCUAGAACAGUUUCCCAUGGCCAUAACUACAAGGUGGAUACUCCGAGCUCGUCAUUGGUGAUGAAAGAGGGUCCGCCGAAACGAAAAGAGACAGUCUUGUCUUCCCUUGGCGACCCUUCUCGGAAUUUACGAAAUCAACCAGAUGUUAUUCCAGCUUAUGUUUGAUAAAUUAAUUCGUAAGGUUCUUAUGUGGGAGAUAAGGGAUAACUGAAAUGACUUUGGGUUAGCGCAAUGUAAUUAAAGGUGUAACCUUUAACUCUGAAGAGCGCCUAAGAAAAGUUCAAGAAAAAAGGCUUGUCCUUAAAAUAAGUACUUAAAAGUACUGCCUAAGUUGCCUUUCUCGCGCGCAGCAGAAUGUUUCGGGAACUGCCGCUGAACACACAUCUUCAGUCGAAGGAUGAAGCCGCGAGCAGCAAAGCUGUGAGAAAAAACCUCUUCUUUUUGCGCUGGAUAAAGACUUUAGAUAAGACAAGAUGGGAAACUGCGCAUUUAAAGUCUCUGGCACUCAGGGCCUACUGAAAUGGUUAAAGCUACAGCCUUUCCAAUCUUGAAAAGUCUUCAGUGUAGGCAGAGUCGACUAACCUUGCCGAAAAUGUAUAAAAGCAUUAACAAUGUUAAAUUAUUUAUCUUAAAGCCCAAGCUCAGAGUAGGAUGAUCAGAAGGAAUCAGUGGAAUAGCGUCUUUUUGGAAAAUUCAUAUUAAAUAAAUAAGCCGGUGAUGAUGUAACAGUAGCUAACAGUGGACCGUGUGUGCGUCUUCUUGGCUAAUUUGUUUUUAAGUUAUUCGAAUCAUUGCGUUAUUAACCUAUGUAGAUGGUAGGUUCUUUAUGCGUAAGUUUUACUAGAGGUAAACUUUUUCACUUUGUUGCAAGUUGUUUUGUUCCUCUGUGGCAAUCAAAUUCGGAGCAGGGAACAAAUGGGAACGAGACAUUAUUUCUAAGGGGGCCGUUAUUAUAUGUUUUUACGACAAAUUUUGUGUGAAGAAGUAUAUUAUACAGCUAUUGACCUUGCUGAAAAAUAAAACUACCUAGAGCCCAUCCCCUUUGGCAAUAUGAUAAGUUACUUCCUCUCUUCAGAUAUUUGUUCACACCCCCCUGCUCAGCCCUAAUUUAAUAACACGUUCGUUUCAAGUAAAAACCCUUGAGAGAGCUUUCACUCGUAAACUUGUGUUAAUUUACCUUAUUUUUCCUUGAAAAUUCGCAUUUGUAGAAAUAAUAAAAUUUUACGAAUUCUGGGAUGUUUUUAAGCUUUUUCAAGUCAGUCAAAAGUUAUAAGCGUCAAUAACAUACGCAAUGAGCUCAUAAUCUUAGCCUUAGCCUUAACCAUGACCAUAACCCUACAUACAGCGAAUAAGACCAGCAUUUGAAGAGAGAAAUAAAAUUUCAGACUACUGGGAUUAGGAAAUUAAAAUACAAACCAUUAACGUUACAUAAAAUGGAGUUUUCUGUAAGAUGUUUCUAUGUAAAAUGAUGAGCAUAACAGAGGCUAUUUACUAUUUAGAACAAAUAUUUUCAAAGACAAAUAUUUUUUUUUGGUAUAUAUUCUUGCAGAUUAAAAUCGCUUUCCUGCUUCAAUGUUUCCUGUUGUUGUUUGUAUUUGCACUUUGGCUUAUGGUGGAUCAAGGGAAGGGGGGAAGGGAACAGUAGCAGCUCUAAGCACCAUAUUUCCUCUCCCCUAGCUGGCCCCCCCGAUGAGGGCUGGGAGCCUGGGAGAAUAGGAGGCGGGAGAUAAAAAGGGCGGAAGGCUAGGGUGGAAUGUUAAAAAGGGUAGGAAGCGGGAGAAACGGAACGGGGAUAUUACAACCUCGUCCCAAGGACUCUUCCCAUAAAAAUGGCUCAUAUUUUUUAUUUAAACAAAAGAAGCAAGGCUGAUUUUACGGUCAGUCGAACCUCUCUAAUACGGACACCAAAGGGACUGAGCAAAGUGUCCGUAUUAGAGAGGUGUCCGUAUAAAAGAGGUCACUAUGAUGACGUCACUUUUAUGACUCCACUUGCAGUUUUAAGUGUUUAGUAGCUAAAACCAGGCUCACACUCGUCUUAAAACUGCAUUUAAGUUUAUUAAUUCACAGUACAAAAGACACUGCCUUUCAGUAGCAUACAAGAUUGUACAUAUCACCUACAUACCUACAGUCCUAGACAAAUCAUUGUUUUAAAACGAAACGAGCUACAGCUCAAUGCUGCAUGUACUGAGUAAAAAGUUGUAACGUAAAGUACAAUUCUGAAAGCGUUUUUCGCUAUUUUGCAAAUGCAGUUAAAAAACAAUGAAAAUGUAAUAGAAAAGAUCUUUAUGCCAUCUGUAGUUAUUCAAGCCUUAAAGAAGUCGGUUAUGUUCCUCUGUACACUCACAUUUACUCAUGAGCAAAUAUGAUGCAAACGCGGUGCAAAUGUGUGGCAAACAUGGUAAAAGCCGUAUUUACUCACACAUUUACAAGCCCUAUGUAAAAGUGAAGUAAAUACGGCAUUUACCAUGUUUGCCACACAUUUGCACCGCGUUUGUAUCAUAUUUGCUCAUGAGUAAAUGUGAGUAAAUCCAAUUUUUCGUGCAGUGUUGCAAAUUAAUUGUUUGGUAUACAGCGACUUGUCAUUUGAAGUCACCUUGCAUAGCUCAUCAGCCAGACUAGACGGGAUUUACCCUGUGCAGAUUCACCUUACUGGGAUUCGGGAUUCACCUGAUCACCGUAGUGUCCGUAAUAAAGAGGUUAAGUUUACAUGAAUUUGCUCUCUGAGGCCGAGAUUUAGUGUCCGUUGUCCGUAUUAGAGAGAGUCCGUAUUAUAUAGACUGAAGUUUAGAGGUGUCCGUAUUAGAGAGGUGUCCGUACCGAGAGGUUGGACUGUAUAUAUAUUUUACCAAUAUUUCGGAAGGCACGGUCUUCCUUCUUCAGGGUCUAGCGUACAAUGAUGAGGUUAAGCUAAGAGGUUACAAUUUGAAAUACGAAUAGCGUGCAAUAUGAUACUAAAAUAACAAGUGAAAAUUUAAACAAGAAAAAGUGAACGUUAAAAAAACCGUUGAAGUAUUGAUAUGAAAGAAAUUUGAAAUAAAAAAAUAGUACAAAUAAAUGAUUGCAAACAGAAGAAAUAAAAAAUGUAUUACAUUUCAUCUUUUUAGUCGAAAAGGGGCUUAAGAGAGGAACCCCUGAAAAGAGGGGUAGAAGAAGCAGGGAAUGCAAGGUGUAGGGGAGGCGGGAGGUUUGGACUCCCGUUCCCCCUACUUCGUUUUCGUUAGGGCGCCCUUCUCACACUUUAUCCGAUACCGUUUUGUAAAUGCUAUCACGAAAAUUUGACACCUCUUAAUUAAUUAUGAUAAUAUAAAUGUGGACUCAAGUUUCCUGGCCUGCAAUGUAGGAGAUGCAGGCGUGUAGUUUUAGUUGCAUGGGCGAAGCCUGCUCAUUUAGGUCUCUCAGGGGUUUAGGUACCGAGGGCCCCCAUGCAUCUUUGAUUUUUAUCAGUAAAGAAGAUUAGGGAGGCAACAUUUUUAGAAUUCAACAUGGUGGUUGCUCUAGCCCAAACAUUCUCGCACCUGAAGUAAACGCUUGCAAAAGACGUAAGCUAAAGUUUUCAGAGUUUCCCAGGCAUACUGCCAUGCGCCCCAAACCAAGAACAGGGAUCCGAGUACAGCAUGAAAACUUACUUGAAUUAGCCGGGUUCCUAUUUUUUCGCAUAUUGUUUGCGUUUGAACGAGAGUAGCCUCAAAAGCCCCGGGGGGCGGGGGUGACUCCCCUUGAAAGUGACGGGGAAGCUCGUGGUCCCUCUCUUGGGGUGUAAAUUGCAGAUUUCGGUCUCACUUGGGGUGUUUGGAACAGAAAGUUACCAUUUUUCAGGCUUUUCCGGGUAUCGCUUAGGGGCGUUAGGACUGUGCAGAAAGCAUGUCGUGGUGUCUUUUUUCGUAUGUUCUUAGUUUUGUAUGGGUCAGCUUGAGCCACACCCACGGUUCUCCCUGAGGGGUUUCAUUUUAAUUUUGCGACGAGCAUCCCUGUGACUUUUAUAUGGGAGUCCCCCACCCCCCCGGGCUGAAAGCCUCCUUCGCCUGGCUCCCUUAGAACGUCUGAAAAAUAAAUUAGGAGUACUAUAGUACUUUCUUGUGUAGUGUAGCUCUGGAGUGCGAAAGGGUAAUUUUUUAGCCGAAAUUUUGGCCUUAAAUAGCCCUCUGCCGUGUUGCCAGCCUUGCAUUUAUUUUUGUUUUUAGAGCGUCUGGGUAGCCUCCCAUAGCCUGAAUUUCAGACGAUUACUUCGAGUCGUUUCCUCCUUUCAGCAACACAACUCGUAGUAAUCGUCUGAAACUCAGGCUAUUCCCCCCACUGAUGCGGAAAGAAAACCGGAAGAGAAAUGGAGAACAACGAAGUUCAAGCUAUCAGUUCAACGGUCCAAUCACAAGACAAUAUGUGCGUCACGUGCUAAUUUCAAAUCUUACCCGGGAAGAUCUGGGGCGAUGAUCGGCGAUGAAACAGAAUGAACGAUUUUGCAGUUGAGGGAUGAAUUUUAUCUAUCCCUGGCCGAAAUCUUUUGAUUUUCCUUCGUAGAAUAGUCCUAAUAGUAGCCCCAGUAUUAGUAAUCUUUAAAAGUCUCAGAUGGCGACAACAAGUUGCGAAGGUGAGUUUGAACGGGUUGUUUGAAGGGUAAAGUUCAGACUGGCGAUUCAUGAACUUUUCUCCACGGCCGUACCCUGCUAGCAGAGUCGCUUCGAUCUUUCCUAGGAAGAUCGAAGGAGACUCUGUUUGCAGGGUACCACGGCCAUGACUUUGGAAUAUUUUGGAGUUAAAGCUACAAUAUAAGUCGUGUAAGCUUAACCUUACGAUUUUCCUACUCGACGUUAUAGUCAGGUUUAGUUAAUUCUGUCUCGCUGCCUCUUCAGCGUUUUCCUGUAGGAUUGAUGGCGCUUUCGACCUGAUAGAAGAUGAAAAAUUCGAUUUUGAUGUGCCAUUGUCUCCCCCAGAAUGUGACAUGUACAUCAGGUAAGCUUUAAAAUAUUAACCUCAAAUUUGAAGAAAGAAAGAAUUAAAAUAUAUUCAUAUUUAGGUGCACCAGAACUUCCUUUGGUCUGGUGACGAUUACAAAUACAAAAUUGCAGUUAAAUGAACUGAGAACUUAAUUUAAUGAUCAUCCUCAAUGUAAAAACCUGUUAAACUCACGGGUGACCUAAAACGUAGAAAACAAAGAAGUGAACCCAACAGAACCUAGAAAAACAAAAGGUGCGAAACAAAGAAACGUUCACAGGUUCUUACACCGAGAUAAACCCGAACUUAACCAUAAUAUAUAACUAAUACAUACGUUCAUAAUUCAGAAUGUAUGACAAAAAAAUGUAGUAAUAAUAUUAAUAAUAUUGUAAUUAUAAUUUCUAGGGAAACCAGCAAUGACUUGGAAGAUGAAGAUGAAGUAUUCUUUGGGCCUAUUGGCCAUAAAGAGAGAUGCGUAACUGUCAACAGUGAUCUACAAGAUGAUGAAAGUUUCAAACCAAUGAGUCCACUUAAUGGUGAACAGAUCGCAGAACUCUUUAAAGAAGCAACUGCUGUUUCAAUAUUUCUUAAAAGCUCUUCAACUCAUCAAAGCAUUGAUGAUGACGAAAACAACAUUUUUGACAAAGAAAAUAAUGGCAUUUGUAACAUUUUAUCACAGACAUUCAAUGUUACAGAUAAUUCACCAGAUCUCGUGAAAGAAAGUGACUUAAAAAUAACAAAAUCAGUAUCUUCAUCCGAGUCAGUUUUAGAGGAGGAUAUUACUACACAGGGAGAAAAUUCUGAUGUGAUUAUUCCUACAACCCCAAAACGUGUCCUGAAGGAAAAAAAUUCUGAGGACCAAACCAUCACAAUGCAAUUUCCAUCACCUUUCAUAGGAAGGAAAGCUCGUCCACGGCAAAAUGCCUCCAAGUAUGCAACUUCCAAACUUCCUAAGACUGACAUGACGCUGAAAACACGUAGCUGUUUUAAUUCUGUAAGUGCAUGUUUACACCAUUUGAACAUCUUGUUUUUAUGCAUGUACCUAAGUUGCACACGUUCUAUCAACCCUCUUGAUACAGUUUUUACUUGACCCUUUUAAAAACGGGUACCUUUUAGUUGACUCUCUAAAAGCAGUCCCUGUAAGACCAAUGCCUGGACUUGGUCCCUGCCUUUAUUUUCUCCUUUAACUUGACUACAUCUCUCUAGAGUUGGUCAUCUCUGCCUUUCUUUACUCCUUUUAGCUGGCUCUCAAUAAAAAUAAUGUACAUCUCUCUAGGAUGGAAACAUAGUGCCAGGUCUAAAGGCAUCUAUAACAGAGAGAGUUUGCGGUAGAGUCAACUUUUACGGUUAACUUCCAAAAAUCAGUGGUGGGUGGUCAGACCAGUCAUUAAAAUGAAAAUAAAAGAGAUUUUUUCAGAACUUUUCACCAAAAACCCAUUAUUGGCCAGCAGACUAUCUUAGAAUAGACUGACUUGGCUGGACAGUCCUGAAAAAUAGCAGGAUUCUCUUUAUAACUAGACUGUACAGUCAAGCCAGGUCAAGCGUAUGCCAAGGAUUCCAUUAAUGAAUCAUUAUCUGUUGCCACAACCAGUUUCAUUCCUGCAGUUUCAUUCCUGCAUGUGUAAUGAGCAGUCAAUUUUUUUGGAUGACUUCUCUGAAUUUGGUCAGAUUGAAAAAUCUUUGAAUGGACAAAAUUGCUUUGAAGACAUUACAUCAAAUUCAAGAAAGCCAAGCUGGUAGAAACUUAAUAUCUACGUAACGUGUGAAUUCACUGCUCAAUUUACGCAUGCGGGAAUGCAGAGAUGAAUCUGAAAUCUACAACUACCAAUGGAUUCAAAUUUCAAAUAAUAUAAUAUUAUUCAUUAAUGGAAUCUUGGGGAUACACUUCACCUGGCUAGACUAUAAUCAACCCUCGAAGUUAAAGUUUUUAACUAUCUAUUAAUAAGGUGUCUGUUUGAGCAGGGUCUCUGUUACAAUGUAAGAAAGAGUUGACUGAAUUUUUUGAAAGGGAAUGUCUAAUUUUAUUAUGAAUAGGGCUUGUAUGGUUUACAUGCCACUUUUCUUGCAGCCUAUAAAAGUUGAACAUGCUUAUGGAGUCUUAAAGACAUUGAAACCAGCUGAGGAAAAGGUAACAAAUAAAUGUUCAUGUAUACUGGAUAGACAAAGUAACAUUUUGCUAAAUAUUUUCUUCUUUUUACAUGAUUUGUUGUUGUAUAUUAAGGACGGGUCUCAAGAAUUUUUCGAACCAUAAGGUCUAAGGGAAAAGUGCAGAUCUAUGUAAGAAUAGUAACUGUUUUUUUUUUUUUGUAAUAAUUUCAUUUUGUCAGGUUCAACUUGUAAAACAGCUUGAUAAAAUCAUGUUAGGAAUUUUUAAAACUAUUUAUAAAUUAAAGUAAAUGUCCUUUUACUGAAUCUGACAAUUUGUGUCAAAUGGCAGGCUAAGGACAACACAACAUCCUCUGUAAAGCCACGAGGAACAAGGUGACUUGUUGUUUCUUUGUUGUUGUUGUUAGUAAAGUAAAGAGUUCAUAUGAAUUAAAAUAUAAUUUUUUGAAAACCAGCUGUUUUAAGCAAAAUGAAUCUUUGGGAGUAAGAAUAAUCGGCAAUGAAUGAUAACAAGUCCUCUCCAGCCCAGUCAAAAUGAGGUGGCAGCUGGCAGCAUCUUUGGGGGUGGGGGGUGGUGUUGCUCUCAGCACUGCCCACCCUUACCCUACUGGGUUAACCUGAGUCGUAAAUUUAUUUGUAAAUUAUACGUGCCACAGGUUAAACUUUUUUAACCUAGUAGGUUGAUUCUCAUUUUUCUAUGUCUCCGAGCCCUAAUCCAUGAAUAAUUAGGGCUAUAAAGAGACAAAGAAAAUUGAUUUUAAUUUUGACCUGUAACAUAUGUACUGAAUCAGGUUAGGUCAAACUUUGCCAUAUCCUAAAACUAGAAAAUGUACAUAAUGAUGAAACAACAGUUUCCACAAGGCUGAUCAGUUUAUCACUGAAAUUACUUUGCAGGAAUAACAAUACACAAAACUCAGGCAAAGGGGAUUCAUCAUUUACAGAGACAUCCUCCAAGGUAAGAUUGAUCUCUGGCCAAUAUUAUUAAUAAUUUUACUGCAGCAGUAUUGUUAACUAUGUGUGAGACUAGUGUAAAAAGCUUGUGAAAUCAAAAGGAAGACAAAGUUCAGGUCCUCUACGCACAUUGUAGAUCUUGGUCCUCUCACCAUAAAUGAUUGACAAAAUUUCUCAAUAUUGAUUUACAGUAAUCUUUAAUAAGAACAAAUAAUUAUUAUUUAUUCCUAAUAAUGUUUAUUGUUCUUAGUUACCUGUACCUUCACAAAGUGGAAUAAGACCUCCAGGGUUUGGUGUCCAGCCACGUCGUCGUCGAACCAGCUCUACAUCAUCAUCCUCAACGUCAAGUGCUGUGGCUGAUUUGAAUGACACAUUCACAGUCUCCAAGGGACCACCUACAGAUAUCUCUGCUCUUCCUAGUGUCUGUCCACGUAAGGUGCCAGCUACAAAAGCUUGUUUAAAGCCUGUCAGUGGAACCAGUAGAGUACCGAAAACUAAAUUUACUAAACCUCAAGGGAGACCACAGCCUGUCAAGGCACUCCCUCAGCCAGGGACAAGUAACAAGAAAGCUCCACCAACUCCAAAGUCCCUGGGUAGUACUCCGGGGCGUUCAAAGAGCAGCCUAACCUCAAACCAGCAGCUUGAUCGAUCCCAGACUCCCAGUAGUGUGAAGAGGUCAAAGUCCUUCACAACACCGAAUGCAGCUGGGACUAAAAGCACUAUAUCUACAGGGCAAUCAGUCAAGGGAUCACAGACGCCAUCUAAAAGGAAAUCGGAAAUCAUAGUUACACCCAGGACAAGAGGUAGCACCACAGCAACACCAAGAAAUAGCCAGCCCCCAGUUCCAACACCUGUAAAAAGGCGUGGUAGUGCUGUAGAGGCUGGUGUCUCUAAGGUUCAGACAAAAGCAAAAGACCACAGGCCAUCCACUCCACCAAACAGUAGUUAUGUUUCAAGCAGCACAGAAACCCCACCAAAUCCAGGUAAAAUGGAUGUCAGUAUUAUCCUAAUUUGCUGGUCAGUUCUGUCCACAUGUUUCAUGGCUUACAUACUUACCUGUACAUCAAUAUUUUGUCUUUUUUUGCAGUUCCUUGUAAAGUCACUAAGAGAACAUCACGAAGUGCAAAUGCUCAGAAACGACGUUCUUUCCUCCCCACCCCUCUGAGGAGUGACAGAAUUACCAGGUCUCAGUCACUAAGGUCUAGACCAGGCAGCAGUAACACAGAUAAUGCUCCACUCCCAUUCAAUAUCUCACCAUCUGCUGAGCUUGUUAAACCAAGGAGACCAGCAGUACAAGCUCCUGCCGAUCACAAUCUUGAGUCUCUUCGAUCAAACUCCAGACUGUCAGAUCCAUUUUCUCCAGCUUCUCAGAUGACCAUUGUGGAUCCAGUCAAAGACUCUACUGGUUCUAUUGGUGGUGAUGCAGUGGUCAGAAAUUUGAUUGAAUGGUCGCCUGCCUUGCCGAAGGAAGUAAGGGAUCAAAACUUUUCCCUUGGCCUAAUUUAUAUGUACCUUGGGGGGUGUUUUCUUAGGCCC
Molecule: messenger RNA, 24785 nt
Organism: Porites lobata
Lineage: Eukaryota; Metazoa; Cnidaria; Anthozoa; Scleractinia; Poritidae
Source: the annotation of a GenBank genome assembly